AUGGCGUGGCCCUUCCUUGAAGAGCCAGUAGAUGUUGAAGCCCAAAUUCUCCGCAGAGCUCUCCGCCGGGAGAGAUAUUGCACUUCGUUUUUUGCAAACGGGAGCUUUCUGUAUAAUAUUGGUGACGCUGAGCACGUUUCCAAGGCUACCGUCUGUCGGGCAGUCAGGAAUGUUACAGUUGCACUGAAACGUCUCCUGUACUCGUUUGUGGUGUUCCCCGGUCAUAGACCCACAAGAUUUAUCAAAGAGGGAUUCCACAAAAUUGCAGGGUUCCCAGGCGUGAUUGGCUGUAUAGAUGGCACUCACAUUCCAAUCAUUGCCCCUUCAGUAAAUGAAGGAGACUAUGUGAACAGGAAGUCUUUCCACAGCAUUAAUGUACAGAUCAUAUGUGAUGCUGCCAACAUUAUCACAAAUGUGGAAGCCAAGUGGCCAGGCUCUGUUCAUGACUCACGAAUUUUUCGUGAAUGUACACUGAGCACAAAAUUUGGACAUGGAGAGUUCACUGGCUACUUGCUUGGUGAUAAGGGGUAUCCAUGUUUACCCUAUUUGCUUACCCCUUACCCUGACCCUGAACCGGGCCCACAGCAGCGAUAUAAUCUGGCUCAUUGCAGGACAAGAGCCAGAGUUGAAAUGACUAUCGGAAUGCUUAACGCCCGGUUCCAGUGCCUUCAAAGACUCAGGGUCACCCCAGAAAGGGCAUGUGACAUUAUUGUGGCAUGUGUGAUUCUUCACAACAUUGCCACAAUUAGAGGAGAACACUGUCCUUUUGAACCAAACAUCAGCAGUGAUCCAAACCAUGAACAUCCUGACCCUCCCACGGACAUACAAGAUGGAAGAGCAGUCAUUUCCUUUGACCCAUCACCUCAACAUGUUGAAUGAAGAAUAAACAGAUCUUUUGUUCAACUGGCUUUAUUGGUCGCCUGUAUUUCCUGUACACAAAGUAUUAAUAAGUAUAUUAUUAUGUUGUUCAAACACUGAAAUAAUUCGUCCAUCUCUGACCACUUCACCCACCCUUAACUGAUGUUCCAGCAGUAAAAUCUCAAUCUUGGUCUUUUGGAUCUUCUGC
Molecule: messenger RNA, 1066 nt
Organism: Oreochromis niloticus (Nile tilapia)
Lineage: Eukaryota; Metazoa; Chordata; Actinopteri; Cichliformes; Cichlidae
Product: putative nuclease HARBI1
Exons: 5
Coding region: 1-879 (292 amino acids)
Source: RefSeq, a predicted model, not a curated record